GGUAAGGGAGAAAGGGGGAACGCGAGGACCGAGGACGCGAUGUUUUUUGAAAACAUGCAGACAGGAGAUUCACGGGCGACGACGAAGACGAUAGAGCUUUGACGGACAUAGACGGACGAAAGAAUAAGCUGGCGGACAACGCUGAUUCUAGCGAUACUCCGCGGUCUGAGCGACGCGUUCUCAAGCGUAGCGACCGCGGAGGUUACAUGUACUACCUCAUCGAAAAGUGCGCUGAGAACAGCGAUGCAAAGGUGCCCAGCUGGUCAGAGAGCGACCUGCUGGCACUUAUCACUGAGUACUGGAAACGCAGAGAGACGAUGCGGCCAAAGGCUUCCGAGACAGUGACCAACAUGCAGAGGCGUCAGUGCUGGCUGGAAAUAACGGAUGCAGUCAAUGCUCGAUGCUUUAAUGAGGGCAAUGCUAAAACCAUGGACCAACUGAAGCGCAAGUGGGAGAGGACCCUCAUGCUAGCCAAAAAGGCUGCUCUCAACAUUCAGAGGAAGAAUGGCAAUUUGUCAGACCUGACACCUGCUUACCAGUUGGCCUUGUCGAUCGUUUGUGAUGAUUUCCCACUAUCACUCGACUGUGCGUCCACGACAGGCCUUGGGGCACCUGAUGUGACCAUGCACGCUGAGUCAUCUACAUCGCAGAAUUCUUUAACUGCACAAGUAUCCAGCAGGUUCAUCACAGAACCAGAAGAGGACUCUUCUUUGGAUGCCUCAGUAGAGCUCCAGGUUUUGCCACAGAAAGGUAUCAAAGCAGAAGUGACCGAGAGUCACAGUUGUCAAGAGAACACUUUUGAACGUGAUAGCAACGAAGCACCGAGCUGCAAGAAACGGAAAAGAGAAGAAGGUGCUCCAUGCGAUUCAAAAAUAAUGCCUGAUCGGGAACUCAUUGAGCUCAAGAAGCAAAGAGUACAAAAUCAGAUAUGCUACGAGGAAAUGCAGCACAAGCUGCAAAUGAAUGUACUCAGGGCCCAACUGCAGUUCUGGGAGAGGAAAAUGGCGUCACUGGAUGCAGAAUGACACGGUGAAAGAGCAUAGUAUUGUGAAUGAUUUCUCUCGAAUUUUGGUUGUGAAGAGUUUGUGUGUGGCAUAAAAUGUAAAAAACAAAGUAGUUUUUUGAAAACGAA
This is a messenger RNA of Ornithodoros turicata, 1132 nucleotides long. RefSeq lists its product as uncharacterized. The transcript is spliced from 4 exons. Lineage: Eukaryota; Metazoa; Arthropoda; Arachnida; Ixodida; Argasidae. The coding region runs from base 207 to 1025 and encodes 272 amino acids. The record is from RefSeq and is a predicted model, not a curated record.